CUCAGGUGCGAGAUGGCGGCCGCCGACGUCGCUAAAUCCCUCUACAAACCGAUGGUUGGCUGCUCCCAGCUGUAAAAAGUAGUGGUUAAUCUUGCUAAUUACUUUGAUGUGAUACCUAGGUGUUCAGUCCAGCUCCUGCAACCAGCACAGGUCGUUGCCCUUUUUGCCACAACGGCAGCAGCACAAACACGAGCGUGGUCGUCCUCAACCAGUUCCUCACGCAGCCUCUGCGCAAGCCCUGCUCAUGUAUGCUUACACCAAAAGUCGCGCCCUCCUCCCGCAUAGCCUAUUGGUUGGCGUACCGUGACCCCUCCUCAUAUUUUUGGUAUGAAUUUGAUGAAUCUUCUUGAUGCUCUGUUCUUAUUCAUCUAGACGUUCCUCCUCAUAUUGAUUGUUUGUAUUGCUUGUACCGGUUUCGUUCUUGCAUGUAUGUAUCAGUUCAAUGUUUUGAGAUAGCUCAGAUUACUUCCAACUGUGAAGAUUGACAUGCAUAUUUGGGGAUGAGAUUUUCAGGUACUAGUUUGGCACUGUAUCUAACCCGUACUAAAAUAUUUCAGCAGUUCAACAGGGGCGCGGGGUUCAGUUCGACGGUGACGAGCCAGGCAGCCGGCCUUCGCAUAACGAACUGGUGCACUUCGAUCUUGUGCGAAUUGGAAAUCCCCUGAUGCUGAGUGUGUCAGUACAACCCUACGCUUUAAGGCACACGUGCAUCCACUUCACGUGUUAGUCAAUAGUAUUGUGCAUUUGCUUGGUACCUUCGCUACUCUAGUUACAUAUCACUUGCGAAAUCAAAUAAAAUUUGUUGUUCACUUUUCUGUGUUUUGUUGAAUAAUUCUCAUGCUGUCUUCUAGGGCAUUAUGCUUUUAAUGUUCAAAAUCCUGAGGAAAAUGAUACAUUUUAGUUUGCUUUGCCGCAAGGGCAUUGCUGAAACUUAAAUUCUGUCUCAACUAUAGCCAUCCAUUUUGAAAUAGAUGUUACUUUACUUCGGGUGGUUUCUGAAUCACAUUUCACUAAAAAAUGUAAUAGUGAAAUUAUACUGAAUAACUAAAUUAAAUUGCAGUGACAAAAACACCAACAGUCCAAGCAGGGUCAGUGAUGUAGGUUCACAGAAAAAAAUUAUUAUGUAAACUUCCCUCUCCUGAUGCGUAUAAACAAAAUAAAAGUUUCCAAGAGGUCAUAAUCACUGCUUACAUGACGUUGGAAGGCAGGAAAGAAAAGCUGCUCUUAAAUGUGACAUGUAGUUUACUGUGCAAAAUAAAUAUUUGUGUUCACAGUGGUCUCAAUUCAGUUUCUUAGUUCCGUUCAAUUUCUAAUUUUUGUUCAGCUCAAUUUUCCUAUUUUAGUUCAUUUUAAUUCUUAUUUUUUGUUCAGUCCAGUUUCUUGUUUUAGUUCCGUUCAAUUUCUAAUUCUAGUCCAGUUCAAUUUCUAAAUUUAGCUUAGUCCAAAUCUUAUUCUAGAUUCAUUUCAUUUCAAUUCUUAUUUUAGUCUAUAUAUCUUCUUGUGCUUCCAUACAAUCUAUUUUCUCGAUGUACCUAUGAUGUCCAGUUUCUUUUUUCAGUUCAGUACAAUUUUUAAAUUUCAUUCAGUUCAAUUCUCAUUUUUUCCAGUUUCCUGAGUUCAAGGAAUUUGACAGUCUUUAGUGUGUAUAUGCAAGUUCCAGUUUUCCCGUAGAUGAAAAUUACCCUUGAAUGCAAUGUUUCAUAUUUGUGCACUUUACUUUCUGGUAGCGUGGUGCCUGGUGAGGUUGCCUUCCUUGCCUGGUAUUCAACAGUGUACCAAAUGAUUACAGAAAACACUCGUUGGUGGGUUUUACUGCGUUCAUUGGAAUGCAAAACUAAACCUAAUUUCCCAUUGAAAAUGACAGUUGGGCAGGAGCAAAAUCACACUAACAAGCGCAAAGGUGAAUGGUCAGUAGUGGUGUUUGAGUUGAGAAAUUCACUGCAUCUUGUCAUAGUAUUGCUGACUCAAGGAUAGCAUUGCUGGUUGACAUAUACCAGCUCACCUUUUUUACUAAUGGCAAGUAUCAGGUUCUUUUGGAAGUUUUCUUUAUGUUAGGAAGUUUGACGACUAGUCCACAUACAUAAAAGGAGUUUCUGCAGUCUCAGUGCUUCCGUAUUUUAUCCACUUUCUUGGCAUCUUAUGUAAUUUUGGUCGGGGCACCAGAAAAGGUAAGGGGCUGAAUCAGGACAUAUAUUUUACUUUCACGUUUGCACUACCAAUUUGAUUCCUACUGUCUACUGAUAUGCCAUUUUAUAGAUUAUUAUAAAAAAUCUUCAGUAGUACGAGUAAGUUGUCACAAGAGUAGCAAAGGAAAUAAUUUAUUAUGUUGAUAGCAUAUUAGCAUUUACUUUUUUGCCCCCCUUGCAUGAAUGACGGCCGUCACUUUUGGUCAGUGAGUAGCAUUGCAGGGCUAUAUAUAUAAUCAGACAGUUAAUGAGCGUAUCAGUCAUCUUGUAGCGGCAAUCUUACAAUGUGGGUGCAGGAGUGGAAGCCGGUGACGGGAAUGCUGGCCUUCGACCUCAUCUCUGCUGUGAUGACGGCGCUGGUGAAGAAGGCUCUGGAGCAAGGGCUGAACCGCCUGGUCCUCGUCACCCUCCGGCAGCUGGUCGCCACCAUCUUCUCUGCUCCAAUAGCCUUUUUCAAAGAACGGAGCACGAGGCCCAAGCUCACAUUGGAGGUCCUGGCGUACCUCUUCUUCAGCACCGUGUUUGGCGCGGCGCUCUCGCAGUACACCUUCUAUGGCCGGCAGUACACCACCGCCACCUUCACCAUAACCUUCAUCAACCUCUCUCCUGUGCUCACCUUCCUCAUCGCCGUCGUGAUGAGGAUGGAACCGCUGAAGGUGAACAGCAUGGCGGGAGCCGCAAAGAUCACCAGAACGCUCACGUCGCUGGCCGGCUUGCUGCCGCUGAGUCUCUACAAGGGUGUGCCACUGACGCACCAGGCCGCUACUGCACCUAGCCCAGGCUGCCCAGCUGCUCACCAUGCAUCACCCUCCGACAGCAGUGGCAACAGGAGCUGGAUGCUGGGCACCAUGGCUUUGCUGUUCAACUGCCCGUGCUUCUCCUUCUGGCUGCUGUUGCAGACAAAGCUGACCAAGUACCUGACCAUCUACUCCAGUACUGCCAUCAUGUUCUUCAGUAUAUGUCAUCGACAUUCCACAGAACAAAUGUCAACUAGGAUGCGUGGGUAUGUAUCAAAUAUGGCAGGAUUUGUUCCUCACGCCGGAGUACACCAAUGCAAUGGUGUGGAGGCCGUACACAUUUCUUAUUUCUAUUGCUACAAGUUCGAGUGAUAAAUUACUGUAAGCUCACAUGUUAUUGUCCAAUUAGUUCAAAUGAUCACUAUUUUCUUCAUUGAA
This is a messenger RNA of Triticum aestivum (bread wheat), 3361 nucleotides long. Its product is annotated as WAT1-related protein At4g01440. The coding region runs from base 2471 to 3295 and encodes 274 amino acids. The record is from RefSeq and is a predicted model, not a curated record. NCBI's taxonomy places the organism in Eukaryota, Viridiplantae, Streptophyta, Magnoliopsida, Poales, Poaceae. The transcript has 3 exons. Gene Ontology annotation, molecular function: transmembrane transporter activity. Gene Ontology annotation, cellular component: membrane.